This is a messenger RNA of Bombyx mandarina (wild silkworm), 2156 nucleotides long. RefSeq names its product monocarboxylate transporter 1. NCBI's taxonomy places the organism in Eukaryota, Metazoa, Arthropoda, Insecta, Lepidoptera, Bombycidae. The record is from RefSeq and is a predicted model, not a curated record. Gene Ontology annotation, biological process: monocarboxylic acid transport; transmembrane transport. Gene Ontology annotation, molecular function: monocarboxylic acid transmembrane transporter activity.
UGUACGUUCUUUGUUUUGUUGCAAAUUGUUUUUUGUUUACUUGUACUUAAUCUGAAAUAAUCUUCAGUUUAAAUUUUUGUGUAUAGUUUGGUUUCUUUCAUCGAAGGAUCCUGUUAUAAAAUUUGUGAUGAAUUGUUUUGUUUUGCCUUAUCAAAGUUGCGUUAUUUUUAUCGUAAAAAAAAUCUAAACAUAUCAUAUAUUUCAUUUUUGCAAAUUUUGUAGUGUCUGUGUUUGUUCCUAUAGUAACUUUAUGGGUAAUAAAUUUGGAAAGACAAACAGGUGACAAAGGCUAAACGAUGACGGCGAACACCAAAGAUCCACAGCAGCAGAAGCUUCCACCAGCGACGAAGAAGGUCGCUCCCGAUGGUGGCUGGGCGUGGAUGGUCUGCUUGGGAGUCAGUUUAGUUAAUUUUUCGACGAGAUCUCUGGAGCCGUCUUUCGGUCUCCUAUUCAAAGACUUGUUGGAUGACCUUGGGGUCCGCACAACGGGUGCGUCCUUCAUCGCUAGUACUUUGGACUCUGUAGUAAAUUUCUCCGGCUUCUUCGUUGGUCCCGUUAUAAAGACGUUCUCAUACAGAAAAGUUUGUUUCGUCGGUUCAACGAUAUGUGCCCUCGGAUUACUGUUCACCGCCCCGGCGAAGAGUAUCGGCCAUAUAUUGGCGACUUACAGCAUUUUGGGAGGGUUUGGCGUAGGUCUAGCCUCGUCUUCUUCUUUUGUCUCCCUCAAUCACUAUUUCUCCAAGAAGCGAGGACAGGCCGUGGGUUUGUCCAUGGCGGGAACCGGGUUCGGUUUGAUGGUGAUGCCACAACUAGUCAAAUUACUACUGGGAGAGUACGGGUUCAGAUGGACCGUAGUGAUACUUGGGGCCCUGGCGUUUAACGCUGUAGUAGGAUCAUGUCUCCUUCAACCAAUCAAAAGGCAUCUAAAGGAAGUACCCGUGGACGCGGAAAUGCAAAACAUUAAAGAGAUGGAAUGCAUUAUGGAAAGCGACGAAGAAAACGAAGAUAAAUUCGAGAUCAAUCCUCUCGUCACGCAUCCGAUGCCGAAACUAACAACGCAGCGUUCCCACUCUAACAUGAAUCAUCCUUCGGUUCGCACGAUAGGGAUGCCCCGCGCUAAGACCUGCGAUAAACCGUUACAAGAUUUUGAGAAGAACUCGAAGGUGUACCCGGGGCUCACCACCGCGGCCUCUGUGGGCGUGAUGCCGAGAGUGACAUCUAGCGGCAGCAUGAACGAAGCGGCGCGCAGAAGGAAAGUCUCCGUCAUCUCCAACAUAUCAAACAUGGACUUCACGGGCAGCUAUCUACAGCUCUAUCUCGAUACAGCAGACGAAGAAGCGAUACAAAUGAAGACAAUAAAAAAAGCCGAGCCCGUAUCGGAAAAGAAGGGCUUCAUUAGACGAUUCAUAGAUCUGAUGGAUUUAGAUUUGCUAAAGGACUGGUCCUUUCUGAACCUAAUCCUAGGACUGGCUCUGUUUUGGAGCGGCGAGUUGCAGUUCAGGAUGUUGACCCCGUUCUUUAUAAGCAAUUUAGGUUACAACAUGGACGACACGGCGUUCUGUCUGUCGAUGACCGCGAUCUCCGAUAACCUGGUGCGGCUGAUCCUACCACCGAUUUUCGACAGAACCACGAUAUCGAAGAAAUUGAUAUUUUUUAUAUCCUCGUUUUUCUUGGCCGCCACUAGAUCAGUACUAGCCGAGCAAACUGAAUGGGUGUCGCUGAUGAUAUGGCUGUCUAUAUGCGGCUUCUUCCGUGGGAUGUGUCUCAGCAACUUCACCCUAACGAUAUCCGAGUACUGUCCUCUGGAGAAGCUGCCCGCCGCCUUCGGACUGCACAUGGUCAGCAAGGGUGUGCUCGUCGUAUUGAUCGGGCCAAUGAUUGGAUACGUAAGAGAUUACACGGGCAGUUUCGCUCUAUGCAUUCACGUGCAAAACGCAAUGAUAAUGUCCUGCGUUUUAGUUUGGGGCAUCGAAUACGUUGUAAUGUUAACGAGACGCAGGAAGAUCGUCCAAAUAUAAUAAAUAACCUGUUUUAUGUUUAUUAGUUAAAAUGUAAACGCAACGGGUGAUGUUCUGUGAGUAUUUCAUGUAGACACGCGCUUCGGGACGAUAGACGAAGUACGUAGAUUGAGAAGAACGUAGUCUUAUUAUAUUUUU